Messenger RNA from Paramecium tetraurelia, 1212 nucleotides. RefSeq lists its product as uncharacterized. The transcript is spliced from 5 exons. NCBI's taxonomy places the organism in Eukaryota, Ciliophora, Oligohymenophorea, Peniculida, Parameciidae. The record is from RefSeq and is a predicted model, not a curated record.
AUGUUAUAUUUUGCUUAUUUAAAUGGUUACUUUUAUUAAUUAAAAAGAGUGACAAUUAAAUUCGUAAAUGCAGAUGUAAAUUAUUGCAAUGAGGAAAUCGAAUUAUAUUAUAUUAAUUUUCAUAUAUAUAUUGAGAAACGGAUAAUGAGAACAUUUGUCUUAUUAGGAUUAUUGUCCCUCACCUUCGCAGUGACCAUUAGUAAUUAGGGCACUUUAACAAAUCCAACAUCACGAGUGGAAAGAAUAAUGACCAAGUUCAUGCAAUUAAGCGAAAUGAGCACACAAUUCAACUUUAACAAGCUUUUCGAUGCAAUUGACUAAUUGAGUGCUUAAUUAAAACAAUCUGAAGUAGACGAGAACAAUCUGUUUGAUGCUGACUUUGCUUAAUAUGUCGAGGAUUAGGCCUUUUACACAGAUUUAGUUACUUUCUACACAGCAGAAGUUGCCUAACACACAGAGGAUCUAAGAUCUUUGAAUAACCAUUUGGAAUCAUAUCAAUAAUAAUUGACAUAGAGACAAGAGGAAUUGGAUAGAACUCAGAAACAAAAAGCCUAAUUAGAAGAGACCAUCAGACAAAAUGAAAUCACCUACAAUAAAUAAAUCAGCGAUUUCAAUACAGCAAUAGAUGUUUUAGAUCAAGCUAUUUAAUUGUUGUCUGGUUUGAGAAAUCCUGUCUUGAUAUAAACUGAAUAAGAUUAACUCAAAACAUUGGCUACUAAAUUAAGUUCUAUCAAUUUGAAGAAUCACAGAGUCUUAUACUAACCAAUAGUUGAUAUGUUCAUGUAACUUGCAUAAAAUAAUUUGGCUAAUUAAGAUCUCCUCAAGAAGGUGCUUAGUAUGUUGAAUGGACUCAGAAACUCAUUAGAUGGAGGCAGAAAUGCAUUAACCAGUAACUACAAUAGUGAAAGAGCCUCUAAUUUGGAGUUGUUGGAGUCUUACACUAAGAAGAUUGAUGCUCUUGUUAAUGAAGUGAUUCCAAUGUUAUAAGAUUUAAUUGCCAAUACAAUUGAAUAAAUUAAGGUGAAGACAGAAUUGUUGAACAAUGCCUAAACCAAUUUGGAUGAAGCAAAAGAAACCUUGCAAUUUAUUGAAGAUAGAUGGGUUAAAAGAAAGGCUUAACAUGCAGCAUUGUUAGCAGAAUAUGAGAAAGAAUAAGCACUUAUAGCUUAAACUAUAACUGUUUUGCAAAGAGGUGGUGUAAGAAGAUAAUGA